Messenger RNA from Cajanus cajan (pigeon pea), 1721 nucleotides. Its product is annotated as Pentatricopeptide repeat (PPR) superfamily protein. Gene Ontology annotation, molecular function: protein binding. The record is from RefSeq and is a predicted model, not a curated record. Lineage: Eukaryota; Viridiplantae; Streptophyta; Magnoliopsida; Fabales; Fabaceae. Gene Ontology annotation, biological process: mitochondria-nucleus signaling pathway; chloroplast-nucleus signaling pathway. Gene Ontology annotation, cellular component: chloroplast.
CCUCACUUCCUGAAAAAAAAAAUGCUCUCAAAGUUCCGAAUCCUUAACCUCUUCCCUCACUCAAGAAUCGCCGCCGUCAAUGCCUCCCUUUACGGAAACCCUCUCUGCACCAUGGCGGAGUCGCCGGAGCUUCCGCCGUGGCUGAAGUUCUCCGACACCCCCAUCUCUCCAGACGCGGACUCCGACGACAACUUCGUUAUCCCUUCCGUCGCUCAUUGGGUGGACACCCACAUCCUCACCACCAAGCCCAAAUUCCCCAACCAAAAAAACCUCGACCCCAUCGAACCAAUAACCAAACUUCUCAAGAAACGCCACUCUUCUCCCGAGUCAGUUGCUGCAGCACUCCAUGGACUCGCUUUUCAGCCAUCAACCACUUUGGUGUCUCAGGUUCUCAAGAGAUUCACCAACGAUUGGGUCUCAGCUUUGGGUUUUUUCACUUGGGCAAAAUCACAAACAGGUUAUCGGCAUUCUCCCCAAGAGUACAAUUUAAUGGUUGACAUCUUGGGAAAGUGCAGAAUCUUUGAUACUAUGUGGGACUUGGUGGAGGAAAUGUCAAAACUUGAAGGGUAUGUCACAUUUGAUACGAUGGCUAAGGUAAUUAGGAGGUUUGCCAAGGCUCGCAAGCAUAAAGAUGCUAUACACGCAUUUCGAAGAAUGGAGGAGUUUGGCGUCAAGAAGGACACCGCGGCGUUGAACAUGCUCAUGGAUGCGUUGGUGAAAGGAGACAGUGUUGAAGAUGCCGACAGUGUUUUUUUGGAGUUCAAGAGUUGGAUUCCUUUGAGCUCUCAUUCCUUCAAUGUUUUGAUGCAUGGGUGGUGCAAAGCUAGGCACUUUACAAUUGCAAGGGAAGUGAUGAAGGAUAUGAAGGAACAUGGGUUUGAGCCUGAUGUAUUCUCUUACACCAAUUUCAUCGAAGCAUAUUGCCGCGAGAAGGAUUUCCGCAAGGUGGAUGAAGUUUUGGAGGAGAUGAGGGGAAAUGGGUGCACCCCUAAUGCUGUGAGUUACACCAUUGUGAUGCUGGCUAUGGGGAAGGCGGGGCAACUGAGUGAGGCUUUGGAGGUUUAUGAGAAAAUGAAGAGUGAUGGGUGUGUGGCUGACGCAGCGUUUUACAGCGGAUUGAUAGUGAUUCUUGGCAGAGCUGGGAGGUUAAAGGAUGCAUGCGAUGUGUUUGAGGAUAUGCCUAAGCAAGGGGUUGGGAGAGAUGUGUUGACCUACAACAGUAUGAUUUCCGUUGCUUGUGCACACUCGCUGGAAGAGACUGCUCUCAGGUUGCUUAAGGAAAUGGAAGAGGGGUCGUGCAGGCCGAAUGUGGAGACUUAUCAUCCAUUACUCAAGAUGUGCUGCAAGAAGAAGAGAAUGAAGGUGCUCAAGUUUUUGUUGGAUCACAUGUUCAAAAACGAUGUUGGCCCUGAUCUGGCGACUUACACGCUCUUGGUAAAUGGUUUGUGUAGCAGCGGGAAACUAGAGGAUGCUUUGGAGUUCGUCGAGGAAAUGGUCUUGCAGGGAUUGAUUCCCAAGGACACCACGCUCAAGCGAUUGGUUGGAGAGCUUGAGUCCAAGAGCAUGUUAGAAGAGAAGAAACGUGCUGAGAAACUCAUGGAACGCUUCUCACAGAGACAAAAUAUUAGUGAUUUUGACGUAGGAUGUACUACUUCAGUUUAGUGUGUUUAGGCUUUACAAAAUUGGUUUUUGAAUGGAAUUUAUUUUGUAAUUUUUUUUUA